CGCCAAGAGAGGUCGUUGAAAUACGGACGGUAUUUUGAAAGAAGUUAAAAUUUACUUUUUUUUGUGUAAUUAAAGUUCGUAUAAUUCGCUUAACAAACUUUCAGGUUGAUUGAACUUGAGUAGCUCGAGUAAAAAUACCUAACCUACAUGCAUUAUGUAUUUUGUAUACGACGCGUUCGUUACCUUUGUUUUUAUUUGAUUGUUUAUUGUGCGUGACGUGUACAGAGUAACGUGCGUUGGUUCUGUUUGUUUUUUUUUUGUUUUCUUUCUUUGAAGUCUCCCCUUUAUCGCAUUGUGGCCGGUUGUGUCUUUUAUUGGUUUUGUUAUUUUUAUAUCAUUCGCACUUUUUUUACACUUCCCCAACCGAAAUCUUUUGUGCAUUCAAUUUGACAGUUCAUUCAUACUCAUGCAAACUGUCAAACAUCAAUAAAUAGUGAAUUGUGUCAGAUUUUUGUUUAAAAAGUUGUUGCUUUGUAAAACGAGUUAUCAAAUCAAAAACCGGCAAUAUGUGCACAUAUGGUGGUGGUUAAAGUGAAAUCCUGUUUUAAGAACAAGAGAAAAUGUUGAUGGUUUGUGUGCCAAUUUAGAACUGCACUUAAACAACAGCUGCUAUACUUGCUGCUGUCACUUUAGAUUGGAUGUACAUACCCACCGUGAACCGUGAACAAAGAGUGACAGUGACAGAAAAGAAAGUUCAAAGUUAACUAUAAUAGACAACUAUUCACUUGUAUGUCUACAACACGGAUAACCUUCUAUUAAAGAAGUUGCUAUUACAUUUUUCGUUUGAAACUGAUACCAACUGUGUAAACCUUCAAGCCAGACAUAAUGUCGACCGAUAGAUAUCACAAAGCAGCAAAAGAUGGCCUCUUAGAUUUACUCAAAGAAGCAACGCGAAAAGAUGCCAAUACAAAAGAUGACGAUGGAAUGACACCGGUGCUAUGGGCAGCUUUUGAAGGCCGUUUAGAUGCCCUUCGUUUAUUAGCUGGAAGAGGGGGUGAUCCCGAUAAAUGUGAUCAAUUUGGAAAUACUGCCCUCCAUCUGGCUUCGGCUAAAGGUCACAUGCAUUGUGUUGAUUUUCUCCUAAAAUUCGGAGUCAACAUUUACGCCUUGGAUAUUGACAAACACAGUGCUAAAGAUCUGGCUGCCAUCAAUAAUCGAGAUGAAAUAUUGAGAUUUCUAGAUGCGGCUACAGCUAAUUUGGAAGCAUCGGAUAGAAAAAAGGCUAAGACCAUGAAAGAAAUCGCUGAGAAGAAUUGUGAAAAACGCAUCAAGGAAUAUCUGAAACGCCAGCAAAAAACCGAACAAGAAUACGAAAAUAUGAAACCGAAACCAUCGACAAUGUUAGCAGCUAUUAAACACAAAAUUUGGUCAAGUCAGGGUAACCUGAAUAAAACGCCCAAAGAACCAAUUAACGGUGCUAAAUUUAGUGAUCUUGUGGGUGGAUCUAUAUCGAGUAGAGUCGGAGCGGUGCAGAAGAAAGUUCUUGUCUCGAAGAUGAAAAAUCAGAGCCGAGAUCGAGACCGAGAAAAUGAUGCCACAUUCAAAAUCGGUGAAAUCGAAUCGGAUGGAAAGAGGACCAUAACCUCCCUGACUGGACUUCAGCGUGAUUCGGAAGUUCUUUAUGUUGGAACAUUCAGUUCGAAUGAAGAUUCCGGCAAAAGAGGCAAACUUACCGAUGUCUUUGAUAUGGAGGCAAAUAGUGACACCGAACGGGAAACUCCACGCAUCGGCUACGGAACUUUAUCGAGAUCAUUUUCACAGCCAGAUUUUCUGGCUGCGCAGCACGAUGAUGAAGCAUGCAAUGAUAUUCUCUUGCAACGGCCAACUGGCCUAUUCGAUAGACCGAUGCUGGGCAGUAUUGCCUUCAGGCGAUCGGUGACAGCUGCUCUGAGUCAACUGCAUCCCGAAGCGUCGUCUAUUGAUUCGUCGAAUUCUGCUAACACAUCUCGGAAGAUUGGAACACUUGGGAAAUCAAGGUUGGUAAAGUCACGGUCGUUCUUAAACAUAUCGGACUCUGAUUCCGAAGGUGCUUGCUUCAGUGACGAUGACGACCAAGAGGACUCGGGUAGUCCCAUUCAGAGAUUUUUAGCCGUCUGGGGUUUGGAUGAAUAUUUGGCAGUAUUUCAUAAACAACAAAUUGAUUUGGAUACUUUAAUGCUUUUGACUGAGGCAGAUCUUAAGUCUCUUGGACUUCCUCUGGGACCAUUCAGAAAGUUAACUUUUGCCAUUCAAGAACGACGCAAUGCUCUCGCCAAUCCAGGACCAAUUCAAGAUAGUCGCUUAUAAGACAAACAAUAUCCUUAAAAUUAUGUCUAAGCUUCCAUUUUACAGUUUUUGAAAGAAUCAUAAAUAAUAAAAAAGAUAUAAUUUCCUU
Molecule: messenger RNA, 2374 nt
Organism: Eupeodes corollae
Lineage: Eukaryota; Metazoa; Arthropoda; Insecta; Diptera; Syrphidae
Gene: Sans
Product: pre-mRNA splicing regulator USH1G
Exons: 5
Coding region: 826-2286 (486 amino acids)
Molecular function (GO): protein binding
Source: RefSeq, a predicted model, not a curated record